This is a messenger RNA of Rana temporaria (common frog), 772 nucleotides long. RefSeq names its product integrin beta-like protein 1. The coding region runs from base 222 to 491 and encodes 89 amino acids. Gene Ontology annotation, molecular function: integrin binding. Gene Ontology annotation, cellular component: cell surface; integrin complex; focal adhesion. The transcript is spliced from 4 exons. The record is from RefSeq and is a predicted model, not a curated record. Gene Ontology annotation, biological process: cell migration; cell-matrix adhesion; integrin-mediated signaling pathway. NCBI's taxonomy places the organism in Eukaryota, Metazoa, Chordata, Amphibia, Anura, Ranidae.
UGUGUAUAUUUUAUCCUGUAGGAAAGUGUGAGUGCGGCCAGUGUACUUGUUUCCCACCUGGAGAUAGCAGGGUCUAUGGAAAGCAAUGUGAAUGUGAUGAUCGACAGUGUGAAGACCUAGAAGGGAAGAUCUGUGGAGAACACGGUACUUGUUCCUGUGGUCGAUGCAUUUGUGAGGCUGGUUGGUUUGGAAAAUUAUGUCAACAUGCAAGAAAAUGUAAUAUGACAGAAGAAGAGAGCAAAAGUCAGUGCGAAUCAUCAGAUGACAUAUUAUGCUCUGGGAAAGGUUCCUGUCACUGUGGAAAGUGCAUCUGUUCACCACAGGACUGGUAUGUUUCAGGGGAAUUCUGCGAAUGUGAUGACAGGGACUGCGACAAACACGAUGGCCUUAUUUGUACAGGCAAUGGGAUAUGUAACUGUGGCAACUGCGAAUGCUGGGAAGGAUGGAAUGGAAAUGCCUGUGAAAUAUGGCUUGGAAAUGAAUAUUCCUAAAUACAAGACAAAAGAAUACAUUUUUUAAAGUAUUUCUAUCGCACUAUAGGCUGCUAGCAAACAUAAAACAAUAGCAGAGCAUAUUUACCAUCACUUGACCUGCUUAAACUGACUGUUCCAAGUCUGUAUUUUUAUAGACUUAAUUUCAACUAACCUUGAAUUUUUUGCAUCUGUGCAGUCUGUGAAGGGAAUAGUCAAAGAGAUGGUUUUCUUGCAUAAUUUACAUGGUUGUCAGGAUAUCGCAUCAUCAGCCCAAGCUAAAAAAAAAAAAAAAAAAAACA